Molecule: messenger RNA, 564 nt
Organism: Patiria miniata (bat star)
Lineage: Eukaryota; Metazoa; Echinodermata; Asteroidea; Valvatida; Asterinidae
Exons: 2
Coding region: 1-564 (187 amino acids)
Source: RefSeq, a predicted model, not a curated record
AUGGAACAAGAGCAGAACAACACCUUAGCCUUCCUCGAUGUCCAAGUCACCCGGGAAAAGGAUGGCUCCAUCGAUCUCCCACACAAUUCACUGCAAGCCAACGCACACCGACUAAUACCUACACAAGACAUCCUUCCACCACCCACGCUUCAAGUCAGCAGUCAGCAACACCCUCCUCCGCCAAGCUACAACACCUGCGACCCAAGCCCAUCUCAACUACGAGUCUUCAGCCAAGCCAACAUCAAGGUCUAUCACACAGCUCCACACAAGAUACAAGCUCAACUACAGACACACAAGGACAAACAAGACCUGAAUACCAUGGCAGGAGGCUACAGUAUACCAUGUAAAUGCGGCAAUGUUUACAUCGGAGAAAAAAGACGUGAACUCAAGACCAAAAUCAAGGAGCAUCAAGCACACGGCAGAAAAGGAGAAAUCGACAAGUCAGCCAUCAUCAAGCACUCACACGAGCAAGAUCAUCGCAUCCAUUGGGACCAAGCCCGCAUCAUCGCUGCAGUCACUCACUGGCACCCAAGACGCAUCAGAGAAGCCAUCAAAAUUUACUGA